Rhododendron vialii is the source of this 3147-nucleotide messenger RNA. RefSeq lists its product as uncharacterized. The record is from RefSeq and is a predicted model, not a curated record. Lineage: Eukaryota; Viridiplantae; Streptophyta; Magnoliopsida; Ericales; Ericaceae. Bases 787 to 3006 code for a protein of 739 amino acids. The transcript has 6 exons.
AGCUUUUCAUGGCCGAGCGUGGACGAGUUUCUCUCCGGAAAUAUAUACAUAGAGAGAGAGAGAGAGAGAUGAGAGGAGAGGAUAGAGAAGGGCGGCUUCUGGCGAACCGCAAAGACAACGCAACAACCUCCAUUUCCCAGGACGAAGAAAAAUCUCUCUCAAUUUCACUCCCAUCAAUUAAUUUUCUGGUUUUCAGAAUUGAUCUGGAAAUAUAAUCAGUUAGGAAACACAAAACCUGCAUAUCUGCAUCUAUAUAUGUAUGUAUAUAUUUGAAGAUUGACUGAUUGUACAUUUUCAUGGAAGAAGAUCAUCGCCGAACAUGAAUUCUUGUUUCCCAAUCGCAACCUCUGUUUUCGUGUGGUCAAUAAUUUGAUUUUGUUUGCAACCAUGAAUUUUAUAUGCUUCAUUACUUGCCGGUAUGGAGGUCAGAAGGUUUGCCCUAUCUGCCAUUUUCGGGGUUUUAGUAUGUGCUUGGGUUUGUCACUGUAUUCUUCUAUGCGAGAGGUAGUAGCUGAAAGGUUGAUGGAUUACAUAGAUACAUAGCUCUAACUCCUUGGAUUUGGGAAUUACUUUUCAUUGAACUGUUAGCUGAAGUCUUUCUGCAUUCAUUGAGUAGCUGGUAGGAGUGGCGUAACUUGGGUUUCGUACGUGAAGAAAGUUUGCAACUAUGGUAGGUUGAUGUGGCAAAAAACUUAGCAGAGCAGUGUACUCGUAGAAUGCUACCAAAGAUACUUGUGUGGGUCUUUUCGUAAGUUAGUUGCCUAUCUGGUCCUGCAAAACUUAGAGAUGGGCUUGCCACAAUUUUCUUUAAGUGAAACUGCUGAGGAGGCUGCAGGGUCUUCGAGUACGUUGAUGUCCAGCCCGCCUCAUUUUGCUGGUGUGAGCACUUGUGAUUUGGAUGGGAUGCAUCUGGGAAGUAUAAGCCGACCGGUUGGAGAUCCCUCGUGCUAUUCUUUAGAUGAUUUUAUGAAGAAAACCUCCUUGGAGCAAUCAAAGAUUCCAGAGGAGUCCGUCAAGUGUAAAGGAACCAUAGAUGCAACAUCCAAUGUUCAUGGAUGGAAGAUUGGUUCAUAUGACGAACUUGGUUUGUUUACAUCUAAAACUGGUCAAAAUAUUCACAGUCCUGCUUCAAGGAUUGUGGGUUUUGAGUGUGGGAAGAAGGAUUAUUUCUUUGAUCGAUUGGAUAAGGUUUCAACUGAUGGUGUUCACCAUUCUUCUGUGGUGGAUAUGGUAGUCGAUGAAAGUGACUCCAGUGGGUUGCUAGUGAGGAAGCAAUUGUUGUCUCCAUUGUGUGGUAUGGUUCAUGCAGACCAAUUCAAUGGUGAUCCUCUAGAUAUUGGCUGCCGUGACUCUCAUGCAAAAUCCCCUAAUGGUUAUAGUGUUUCUAUGAUGCAAGAUUAUAAGAAAGCAAACAUGGGAAAUAGAAACCAUCUCACGACACCAACCUGGUCUGCCUCAAAUUGGUCAGAAAGGGAGGAUAUAUUACAUAAUUACAGUAGAAUGGGCUCAUUUUUUUCCAUUGAUGGCCCUUUACUGGGGGAAAAAGAGGUACUACCUCAUACUUGUUUUUCAUCAUCUGGGUUAAAUCCUUUAAGAGAAUCAAGCAAGGUAAGAAUCCGAACAGCAGAGAUGUCAAUAUUCCCAGAAAAGGGUAUCCCAUCCCCCUUCUGUUUGUCACCUCUUGGUCCAAAAUCCUCUGAAACUCUGAAAACUGCUGGACAAUGUAGCUGUGGCAGUAAAUAUGUAGGUGAUUCUUUAACCUUUAAAAAUGUGGAACAGUUACUUGGCACAAACAUCUCAGGCAUUAUCUAUGCCCCUGAAGAGGACAAAUUUUGGAGGGCAAGCAAAUCAUUUGAAGAAAUUAGUCAUUUGCGCAAACAGUUGCACUUAUCUUCCCUGGAAAGUGACAGUGGAAAAAGUUGGGCUUCAACUCAUGAAGCCAAACCCCACUGCAUUCAUGUGGGUAGAAGUUUGAGGGCUCUUGCUGUUAGGAGGUCAUUGGUGGGUUCAUUUGAGGAAUCUCUGCUAUCUGGUCGAUUGUCAUCUGGAAAACUCAGUCAGAGAAUUGAUGGUUUUCUAGCUGUACUAAGCAUUACUGGAGGUAGCUUCUCGCCAAGAUCACAGAAACUUCCUUUUGCAGUAACCAGUGUUGAUGGAGAUAACUACUUACUGUACUAUGCAUCUAUAGAUCUCAGCAGAAUUGCAUCACAUGACUACAGUGGCCAAAAUUUUAAAAGAGGCCUUAGUAAUGAGGAUUCGCAAAUUGCUACAACUCGUCUUCGUAUUCCUAUGAAAGGGCGUAUACAGCUGGUUCUAAGCAACCCGGAAAAAACACCUCUGCACACCUUCUUUUGUAACUAUGAUCUGAGUGACAUGCCCGCUGGUUCCAAGACAUUCUUGCGUCAAAAGGUCACCCUAGCCGCUUCUGGACCAGCUUCUCCACAGUUCAGUGAGGGGCAGAAAAAUGUAAACAUCAAUUCUGUUGGUAAGAUGACUACCUCAGAAAGAAGUUCUACUGAUCAAGGUAUCAAAGAAAUGGAGGGCUCUAAUCCGAUUGACGAUAUGGAAAAUCUUUCAAACGAUGGAUAUCAUUUGGGAAAUAUAGGUUCCCCUACCCUAACAGUUCAGAAUAAAUGCGAGAGAACUGGCAACAAAGAUUUCAGGUGUGCCGAGUUAGGCCAAGACGUCGAAGAGAAGAAGUCAGUACAUGCUUGUCCAAAGGUCAACGAGAGUGCUGCGAGUGCUGGGGUUCUUCGUUAUGCUCUUCAUCUCCGUUUCCAAUGCCCCUUUCCUAAGAAAACUUCGAGAUCAGUCCAGAGUUGCAAAUUGGAUCCUCUAUAUGUGCCAGAAAAGAAUUACUCAGAUGCUGAAAGGGAACGCAGAUUUUAUUUAUAUGACAAUUUGAGGGUGGUCUUCCCCCAACGCCAUUCUGAUGCUGAUGAGGGAAAGCUGAGUGUGGAAUACCAUUUCCCGGAAGAUCCAAAGUACUUUGACAUCAGCAGCUGAAAGUUUGACACUUGUAACUUGCAGUGUACAUAUACUUGUAACUUGUUCAUGGUUCUUUUAUGAUUGUAACCUGUAAAAACUUUUCGUCAAUCACCAAUAAUUUGGGAGUAAUUUAUAUUAUGUCAUUCGUUUGAUCUUCUA